This is a messenger RNA of Monosiga brevicollis MX1, 4341 nucleotides long. RefSeq lists its product as uncharacterized. The transcript has 7 exons. The coding region runs from base 1 to 4341 and encodes 1446 amino acids. The record is from RefSeq and is a predicted model, not a curated record. Lineage: Eukaryota; Choanoflagellata; Craspedida; Salpingoecidae.
AUGGCACUCCUGCGCCCACUGCAGCCCGAAGAGCCGCUGCUAGACCUCGGAGUUGAAUCUGGGCCUCAUAAGCCUAUUGAAGGCAUUCCCGUUCUGGACGGCGUGGGUUGCCCCUUGUGUCAGGCUUGCUUCACCACAAAAGGCAGUCUGUGGCAUCACAUCGUAGCCGAGCAUCCCGACGAAUCAGAGGCCAAGCAGCCGCCUCGACGCGUCAAGCUGCAAAAGCCGUUGCGAGGUGCCGGAGCCCGCUGUAUCGAGGUCAUUGUCGAAGAAGGCCACGAUGCCUCGGCAGCCGACGUCAGCGAAAACGAGGAAGAGCUGGAGGAGCAGCAGCGGUUCAAGCAGCUGAUCUCCAGCACUCAGGCCAUGGCGUCAGAGGCCGAGGAGAAGCGCUGCCCGCACGGCGUUCACCAGAUGCACCCGUUCUACGAUAGCGUGGGCAUGACGCUGAUCCUGAGCGAGCUGACCCCAGAGCAAAUUCUCAAGCUGGGCCACGACACCCCACCCGCACCACUUCUGUCAGGCAUGCACGAGCUCUUCUGGGAGGCCCACGCACAACUGUCCCAGCACGGUCUGGCGGCUGCUUCCGUGGCGUCCUUGUUCGAAGAUGAAGAGUUUCAAGUUGAGCCACAAUCUUUACCCCAAGUAUCUCCUGACACGAUGGGCAGAUACCUGAACAUUGGGGCGCGCCUAGUGCAUUUUUUACUGCUACUGAACGCGAUGCCAGCCCCCGAGCCAUCCAGCUUUUUGAGCCAGGUGCUUGCCAGCCGUGGGCAGGCCAUAACUACAGCUGCCUUGGCCGUGCAAGAGGGGCUGGAUGCGGGACUUAGCGGGGCAGAUCUUGUCGAGCCCCUCGCGACCCUGUGGCUGGCGCUGGUGAAUGCAGAGCUACACCUCUUUGACAACGACAAGGUGCACUUUGUCAAUGUGUUUUUAUUGUGCACGGCCGUGUCCAAGGGAGGCGGUGUCUUGCAGGACAUCCGGCGCUGGACCACAACGCUGGUCGGUCUGAUUUAUAUUUUCAAGCUGUUUUUGCUCCGGUUUGGCAAGGCACAGCGAUGGGCCACUGCGGGUAAACUCAGAGCUUUCCUACAACCCGGACGGCUGGUGCAUUUUUUGAGCCAGCGCAUGGCGGCGGCUCGCUCUGCCAGCACGGCCGAGGGGCAGGUUGGAGUGGAUAUUGACGUGCAAACGGACGGUGACAUGACGGACGAGGCGCUGCACACCAUUGUUUGUCAAGGUACUGAACUCAACGUGAAAGAGAUUGGGACCGCCCUGGCACAGAUGCGCAACGAUAUGAAGGAGGUCUUGGACACCCAUCUCUUGCUGGGAUCUGGUCUGCGAGAGCAACACAUUGGCGAGUAUGCUCGGCUACGGUCGAAGGAGGAUCGGACCAACAGGGUCAAGAAUUGGUUUAACCAGCUGGCGCUCACCUACACGCACAUGGCUGGAGGUCUGCCACCUCAAGCAACCGUAUAUCAAGGGCUAUCCUACAAAAAUGGCGUGGGCCGGCAACGGGCCGUGUUUUUUGCUGAAAAGCAGCUCUCCAUAUUGACUCGUCUGGGUAAAACCCACGGGCUCUCUCUAGAUGAGCAGCACGCCUAUCGGUACAUGGACGAGCAAGUCAGCAAGCUGAUUUUCAUGUAUUUGCUCUUGUGCAAGCCUCUGGAGCAAAUGCUAACCAGCUGGCUGGAGAAGCGGGGCGCUCUUCAAACCCCUCGCGAUGGCGGGCGUGGAACCUUCGACGAUGAUCAGGAAGAGGAGGAUCUAUUGGAGGACGAGGGGGAUGAAGACCACAUGAGCCACGACGAUGGCAUGACCUUGCGACGCGAGGUACAAGACGCUCAACGCCACUAUAACAACAGCCACUUGCUCUUCAACAUUGCGCCUCUGGAGACCAUGCUUAGCCCAGCCUCCAUCUACGCUGCCUUUCGUCGACAAAUGACCACCUACCUGCAUCAGCCUACGCUGGGAGUGGCAAAGUGGCGACACGCCGCGACCUUCUGGAUGACAACAUUUGUGACAAACCGGCUCUUUGCCGACCCCACAAGCACUUUGGGUAGCCUGAUGCGCACCCAGGCACAGCCCUUGGGCAACAUGGCCAAAGACUUCUUUGCUACCGCAACAAGCAACCAAUUGCAAGCCAAAAUGUCAUCACGUCUGAUGCAUCAGCUGGCCUCACAAAGCUGGCAUGCCUUUUUGGGUCUUGACCGCAAGCGCAGCGUGGCCGAGCUCACAGCCGCCAAGGAAGCUUUGGAAGUUCGCCACCCCAUAAGCUGGAGCGGGUCAUCAAAGCUUGAAGCAGGCGGGCGCAUCAUCAUGGAUACGCAAGCUGAGCAUGAUGUAACCUACAUGACCCAGCUGGCCCAGCAGGCACGCAUCUCGUGGGGCCACGGCUUUAAAAGCCAAGAACAAUUGGACCUGGCAGCGGCCAUUGACCAGCAUCGGGCCGAGGAUGGCUGGCUGAUUGUUGUCGCGCCGCUAGACAUGGACAAGACGCUUUGUACCAUGUCCAAACUGGGUUGUCACCCGCAUGCCGGCACGGUGCUGUGGAUUGUGCCUUUUGCGACCUUGGCAGACAAUUUGCUGCGGCGUUUGCAAGCGGCUGGCCACAGUGCGCAAAGGUGGCUGGGCCCCUCGACGCCGGUAGCAGCUGGCCUGGACGUGCUUAUCAUCACGACUGACAAGUUUGUUCGCGCGGGUUCUGACGCCCUGCACGCACGUGCUUGCUUUCAAGGCAUUAGGACCGUGAUUCUGGACGAGGCGCACACGCUCAUCUCUGAUGCCAGCCACCGGAACAUGAUGGCUCAAAUCGGGGCCUGCGUGGCCUCUGGCGGAUGGACCAACAUCAAGCGCGUGGCGUUGACUGAUACUUUAUGCAUGUGCGACCAAGAGCGGCUUUUUCGACAGCUGGGUCAGCAAGCAGGGGGCAAACUGUACCGCCUGGAAACGAUGCGUCACGAUGUGGAGCUGCGUGUGCAUCAUGGCGACCAGCGGGCCUUCUUGUCGCACGUGCAAGGUCUUGUAGACAGGCAGCGGAUGACGCAUCAGGCGAAUGAGGAGCGUGUGCACAUGAUGGUCUUUUGUGACACGGUGAGCGAGGUGAAGCUGUUGUGUGACCAGCUGCACGCACGCGGCUAUGCAGCCUUGCCUUACUAUGCAGACUUGGAAGAGAUGGCGCAAAAGGACCAUCUGGCACGGUGGCAACAGAGUGAAUGCGACGUCAUUGUGGCCACCAGCUGUUUGAGCACGGACGCGGACCUGUUUACCGUCCGUCACGUGCUGUGGUAUGGCAGUGGCCAUGACGUUUAUACCCUGGUACAGGCAUUUGGUCGGGCUAGCCGUGAUGGAAAGGGCGGAGCUGCCGAGCUGUGGCUGCCAGUCAGGUGCGCCCCAGCACCUGGCAUGGAAGCCUUUGUCGAGGGCAGUGUGUGUCGAAGGUGGACGCUUGGCAAAAUGUUGGAUCCCCGCGCUGUUACAUGUCUUGCCACCGGCCAGGCUCUCUGUGACGUGUGCACGCAAAUGGCGCAGGAAGUGCAGCCAAGCAUCGCCGCACACAGUGAACAUGUCACUCGAUCGGGCGAGACUGCACUGGAACCAGUGAUGGCUGAUGCAUCGCCACGGCCAAGUGCUGAACGACUUGAUGCAGAUAUCGCAGAGCCUAUGCCUGUGUCAGAUUCACCCACGGUGUCAGAUUCCGAGCUUCAGGCACAACGACUGGAAGAAGCUCGGGCGCAGCCAGUGCAGAACAGUGACAAUCGUCAACCUCCAGCAUCCGGCGUGACGACAGCCUCUGAAGCAGGCUCGGCCAUGGCUGAUUUUUUGCCAAGGCCACGUGCUGGACGACUUGACGAAGAGGCCGCGGAACCCAUCAUGUCUCUGCCAGCAACACCGACGGCAUCUGACUUUGAGCUUGAGUUUGAUUCCCUGACAGAACUUCAAGAAGAUGAUGCACCAUGCUCUUCCAUGCCAGAUCUGCGGGCCAAAACCACUUCAGAGAGUGGAAACCCUGCCGCAAAGGCUGAGCCCACGCAGCACCCUUGCUCUUUGCUGGGCAAGCAAAGUGAGGCUGCGUCAAUGCCACGCCUGAGAUCAGACAAGCGAGCCAAGACGACGCGCUCGCGCCUGAUCCACAAGGCGGCGGCUGACAAGUUUCUGGAUGCGCUGAGUCUCAAGCCGUCUGGAAAGCUCAACAUACCUGUCCCGAAUCAGACGACACAUGCACCCGGUGCCAUCUCGUGGGGCACAGUACCGACGAGUGCAACACUGAUUUUGAUUCUGCCACACAAGAAUGUUGCGCCAGAUGUGGCAUGCCAUCUAGGAUCGGCGGCCAUCCCUUGA